Molecule: messenger RNA, 1554 nt
Organism: Motacilla alba alba
Lineage: Eukaryota; Metazoa; Chordata; Aves; Passeriformes; Motacillidae
Product: cobalamin binding intrinsic factor-like
Exons: 8
Coding region: 154-1497 (447 amino acids)
Biological process (GO): cobalamin transport
Molecular function (GO): cobalamin binding
Source: RefSeq, a predicted model, not a curated record
GUGGCAUCAUGUGGAAGUGCCACAGCAAGUGUGGGUAGGCAGGUGACAACAGGAUGGCACCAGGAGCAGAUAAAAGCAGAGGGCACAGCUGGAGAGAUGACUGCCUGCGGGACUCUGCGGCCCUGAGUGGAUCAGCUCUCCUGAGGACAGAGGAUGCCCAGCAUGGCUUACAGCAUGGCGGUCCUGCUGGCCCUGGCAAGUGCCACGGUCACACAGGGCUGCGCUGAGCGCCAGUCCUCCUGCAGUGGCACUGCAGACAGACCGGUGACACUGCAGGGGGACGAGUGGAUGGCGCAUGGGGCUCUUGGUGACCUGCCCUCAGUGGCAGAGGAGUGCCAGGCUACAGUCUCCCAUCACCGCCUGGUCCAGGAGCUGCUGCGGCGCAUGGAGAAAUCCGUCAAGUUUGACGAGCCGCCGAACCCCAGCAUCCUGCUGGCCAUGAACCUGGCUGGAGCCACCCAUGGCCAUGUCCACCACUGGCUGCUCCAGGAGAUAAAGAAGGAUGCAGUGGAGAGAGCCCAGACAGACAUGACCUCGGGACAAGUGGCUCUGUAUGUCCUCGCCCUCCUCUCCUCCUGCCAGGACCCCCGAUGUGUCCACGCCAUGGGCAAGACUAUCAACCUGAUCCCCAUCCUGAAGCAGAAAAUGAAUGAGGAGAUUAGCAAAAACGGUACCCAGGGACUGAUCACCUGGUACGCAGAGAGCCUGGACAUCCUGGCCCUGUGCCUGCUGAAGGAAUAUGACAACCAAGAUGCAGUCAAGGCUGUGGCUGAGGAGUUGCUGAACCAUAAGAGCUCCCCCGAUGUGGACAGCCGGGCCAUGGCGGUACUGGCGCUGGUGUGCGCCUACAACCACACAGGCAAGCAGGAUCUGAUCCAUCUGAUCCGUGAUGCCCUAAAGGCGGUGACCAACGAUUUUCUGGAUGAGCAAGAAAGGCACAAUGGCAUGAUCGGGAAUAUCUACAGCAUGGGGCUGGCCCUGCAGGCUCUGGAGACCUCGAGUGAGUUUUACAGCCCUCGGAAGUGGGACCGUGCCCAGGCCUUCAGCGUGGUCUACAACCAUGACUACAAACAGCCCAUGGCCAUGGCCCAGGUGCUGCCUCCCCUGGUGGGCAAGUCGUACCUGGACGCAGGUGGGGUGUGCCGGGUGCCCGCCCUGCCCCUCUGCCCACCCGCAGCUCCCAUCACGGUGCAGUUCUCCAUCACCAACACGCUGAAGAAUUACUUCCACUACUCCACCUCAGUGGAAGUCCCAAGUGACUCCACGCUGCUCCAGGUGAUGAAGGCAGCAAGGAAUGAGAAACCCGACAUCUUUUGCUUCAAGACAGAGCAGACAAGCUGGGGUCCCUUUGUGACCUCCAUCCACGGGCUGGCUGGCAACAAAACCGAAAGGACCUACUGGCAGUUCUUCAGCUGCUGGAGUCCCCUCCAGGAAGGAGUUGGCACCUACAAGCCAAAAAACUGGGAGCACAUCCAGGCCAUCUUCAGCACCUACUGAUGCCACCAAGACACCCUGGACCCCUCCGUGGAGCAAUAAAGUGACAUUCCAGCAUGU